AUGUCCAAGCAUCAAACGGCUAUCCCCAAAGGAUCCUGGGUUCUUGUGACAGCCGCAAACGGCCAUACUGGAAGCCAUAUUGUCUUCGAGCUACUGAAGAGAGACUUCAAGGUCCGCGGCACCGUUCGAGACUUGGAGUCCAGUCAGUGGCUACUUGAAGAUAAAUUCGUUUCCGAAUAUGCCGAACGCGGCCAUAUCGAGCUUAUAGUUGCGGACACGACCAAACCCCAUGACUUUGACAGAGCCGUACAGGGUGUCGCGGCUGUCAUACAUGUUGCAGUCAUUGGAGACUUGGUUCCUGAUCCCAAUGUUGCUAUUCCAGCUACUAUAGAAUCAGCCUUGUCUGUUUGUCGAUCAGCAGCAAAGGAGCCAUCAGUCAAGCGGUUUGUCUUCACUUCCACCUUUUGGGCUGCUACCUUUCCAGUUCCUGGUGUCGGUGAUACCAUUACAAACCUUGACAGUUGGAACGAUGCUGCUAUUCAAGCUGCUUGGGCUCCUCCUCCAUAUGAUGCAGAUCGCAUUAUGACAGUUUAUUUCGCAGCCAAGGCUGAAGCAGAAAAAGCUGUCUGGAAGUUUUUCAAAGAUGAGAAACUCCCCUGGGUAGUCAACUCGGUCAGCCCUUGUGUUAUCCUGGGAGACCUCCGAGAUGAUAAGCAUCUACGGUCCGUACCGCCCCAGCUCGUUGAACAGCUGUAUCUGGGGAAUAUUGAAAAGCUGCAAACCCCUGCUAUGUAUUACAGCCACGUCGCCGAUGUCGCAGUUAUUCAUGUCGCCGCCGCAAUCGACCCCGACAUCCAAGGUCAACGCAUUCAGGUUCUCGCAUCAUCGUUUACAUGGAAUGAUUGUCUAGAUAUCCUACGAAGUGCUUACCCAAACCGCAGCUUCGCUGAUAACUUUAUUUCGGGUGACCCAAAAUUGAUAUACAAGAUUGAGAACGAUAUUGCUCUUGAUCUCUUACAGAAAUGGGCCGGGCGUGGUUGGAUCAGUUUGGAGGCGAGUGUUACAGAAGUAGUGGAUUACUUGAUCAAAACCAAGAGGCUGGAUGACAAGUAG
Messenger RNA from Fusarium proliferatum ET1, 1053 nucleotides. RefSeq lists its product as uncharacterized. NCBI's taxonomy places the organism in Eukaryota, Fungi, Ascomycota, Sordariomycetes, Hypocreales, Nectriaceae. The record is from RefSeq and is a predicted model, not a curated record. Gene Ontology annotation, molecular function: oxidoreductase activity, acting on the CH-OH group of donors, NAD or NADP as acceptor. The transcript is spliced from 2 exons. Bases 1 to 1053 code for a protein of 350 amino acids.